AUGGCAGAAUUACUUGCCGCCCGCGCUGCUGCUUUCGCCCACCGCAUUGCUGCGGUAUCUAGUAUCGAUGGAUUAUACAAUCUUAUGGGUAUCCCCGUCUUGGAUGCCGAGAAGGGCCUGGCUCGAUACUCGGGAGUCCAGGACUUUGCUGCAGCAGAGAAAGUCUUCACGGACCCGGGUGUCCCAACGACAGCUCGCUGGCCCCUGUCUCAUGGUUUAUGGGCUUUCAAAGUUCGAACCGCGGCAGAGUACCUGGACAAUGCUUCAUAUUUCAGCUUGAAAGGUAUAGGCGACAAAAUUUAG
Colletotrichum tamarilloi is the source of this 303-nucleotide messenger RNA. RefSeq lists its product as uncharacterized. The transcript has a single exon. NCBI's taxonomy places the organism in Eukaryota, Fungi, Ascomycota, Sordariomycetes, Glomerellales, Glomerellaceae. Bases 1 to 303 code for a protein of 100 amino acids. The record is from RefSeq and is a predicted model, not a curated record.